AUGAAUUCAGAAGAUUUAGGAAAAAUAAUUGUAAAUGCAUAGGAUGAAAUUCAAAGUUUAAAAAAGAAGCUCGACUUUAUAGCCACUGCAAAAAAUACUCAGCAAGGAAAUGGAAAUGUAGCAGAAGCUUAAGAUAUAUAAAACAUUUAUCAAAGAUUAACCUAUACAAUAAAAAAAUUUGAGAACUCAAUAUAAACCAACGUUGAUAGGCUUCUCACUCACAAUAUGGCUCGACCUGAUUCAGUCCCUUAGAAAUUUCCUUCUAUUAACAAAACAAUAGAUUCAUAGUAGCACUUUUAAUCGACAGCGAAAAAUCAAAGCGUUUUGGCAAAUACAAAUAACUUUUAGAGCUUAAAUGAAAAUAGUGAAUAUCAACCUUUUUAUUUACCUUAACAGAAACGAUACCAAAAGUAGCCUUUAGGUUAAGGUAGUAAUUCAGUAAUUAAGCAAAAUUAAAAUAAGUCUUUUGAAUAUAGUAGAAAUUAAAAGGAUUUCUCCUUUUAGAAAGUAGCUGAUAAAAGCUUUGAAAUAGGAAGGAGUUAUCUGAAUAAAAAUGUUAUGGAUUUACCCAGAUAAAAAAGUAUGAGUAUGCAUAAUACAAAUGCUAUAACUACUGCUAAGGACAAAUCUUCAUACUAAAAGCAAAAGCUAAAGCUUGGAAGAUUUUCAAAACCAGCCUCAGUUUUACCUCCUGAGAUUAGAAACAACCCUUUUGCUGAUGCUGUUGCAAUUACAGAAUCUGAAAUAUAUAAUGGUUUAUACAAUCUUAUAAACAAAGGAGUCGUUCCUAAAGAUGUAGAUAUUAUGCCAGCUUUUUCGAGAGGUGUUCCACCACUUAUAAAUAAACCAAUGAUAAUGCAUGAGUUUAAGGAAAAGCUGAUAAAAUAAGAAAUUAAUAUAGAACCUAAAAUAGAUUUAAUAAAUAUAAAAUUAGAUGUUUAGGCAAUUCAGCCAAAGCCUAAAUAAGAUCAAAAAGUGUAAGAAUAAGCCCAAGCAUCUUAAAACUCUUUUUAAAGAAAGAGCUUUAAAUUUAAAUAAUUUGUUCCUUCAAAUAAGCUACUUGACUAAAGUGCAAAUCAUGAUUUAAAUUAAUCAAAAAGAUAGGAUGAUUUUGAACUUACAUUAAAAGAGACCUAAGCAAAAACAUAUCCUGAAGUUCUUGAUGCGUAUUCUUUGCAUCAUUUAAUUGUAAGAAAGGCAAAAGUUUUAGAAGAGACUCCUGAAUAUGCCUCUUAUAAGCGUAUUUAUUAACUUUAAUGGGGAUAAAUAAAUUAGCUACUCAAGGAAAUUGAAUAAAUUGCUAAGUAAUUUGAUUUUCCUAUGUUUUAUCUAGAUGGUAAAAAACUUGCUUAAUUAAGCGAAAAAAUAACCAAACCUACUCUAGAAGAGCUAUUAAAUUGUAUAGUUAAUUAAGAUAUGGUUGAUGAAUUUGUCAAGUUGCCUAAGAGAAAGUAUAAAGGAGAAAAAGGAAAAUUACUUGCUGUUGUAAAGAUUUAGUCAAUAAUUAGAAUGUUUCUUUAAUACAGAGAAUACAAAAGGAUAAAAUAAACUAUACAAAUAGUUAAGAUAAUAUAAAAGUAUGCUAGGUUAUAUCUUCAUAAAAAACAAACUAAAAAAUUGAUAAAGCUAAAAAAUGAACAGCUAUUUGAUAAAUUUAAGCAAACAUUACAUUAGUUUAAAUUAGAUUGGCCAGAAAUAAAACUCAAAAAGAGGUUCGAAAUUCAUAUUAACUCUUUCUCAGUUGAUGAGUUGAAGAGACUAACGAUGGAUAAAUAGUUACAAAGAGAGAAUAUUUAAAUAACAAGAAUAUUCCAAAUAAAAGAUCCUAUGGUUUCUAUUAUUUAUGUCUGCCCCUUUGGAGUAAGUGACGACAUUACAAAUUAUUAUUACAAAAUUCUUGAAUUAGGAGAUGUAUAAAACUUUAAAGAUAGAUUGUAUUUCAUUAAACCUGAAAAUUGUGACACAUUCCCUUUUCACUUUUCCCUUUCUAAAAAAUUGUUAUACUCUCCUUAAGCACUAAAAAGAAUCAAAAAGUUAAUUAAAGGAAAAUAAGGCUACAUCGUUCCAGGAUAUCCUUCGAAUGAUGACAUAAAACUUGCCACCGAACUUAAUAUACCAAUUAUGGGAGGAGACCCUUAAAUUUCUUUUGUUAAUUCAACAAAAUCUGCAGCAAGGAGAAUAUUCCAUUCUUGUAAAAUAGAUGUUCCUCCUGGAGCAUUUGAAAUUUAUGAUGAAACCGAAUUCAUAAAUACUCUAACAGUACUAAUAGCAAAUAAUCCAGAAAUAAGCACGUGGGUACUUAAAAUUGAUGAUGAGUUCUAAGGAAGAGGUUUAGCUUAUUACAAUGUUGAUUCUAUAAACCAAUUAUCGGACUUGCUAAAAUAAUACUCUGAGGUUACUGAAGAAAUCAUAUAAAAAAUAAAGUAAAUAGUAAGUAAAACUUUAGCUUCAAAAGUAAAAAUUGCAAUGCCUACUCUUUACAAAGACUACAAAGAAUAUUUGUCUUGCUUUUUAAGAAGAGGAGGAAUAAUUGAAGCCUACCCUGUUUUAUUGAAUAGAACUGUUAUUUCUUCUCCUUCUUUAUCAUUUUUUAUAGAACCAAGUGGUGAAGUUAGUUUAAUUACUGCUUAUGAUAAAAUUCAAGGGAGCUUAUUUAUAAAUAUAGGUUGCUCCUUUCCAUAAAAGUCGAUUACAUCUAACAUAAAUCUAACAAAUUUGUGUUCUGAAAUAGGCUCUAAAUUGUAUGAAAAAGGUGUUUUUGGUUAUGUAACUGCUGAUUUCAUAGUAUAUGGAGAUACAAUACAAGGUAUAGGCUUAGAUUGUUAUAUGAAUAAUUACUAAGCAUCUUUCUUUUAUUUUGACUAUUUAAUGAGAGGAAAGCUAAAUAAGGAAAAUGGAAAAUAUUUUGCAAGUUUGACAGAAAAUUUGGAUAAUUAUUAAUCCCUAUCUGUUUUGGAAACAAGCAAACUUGAAGAGAGAACAUAUUUUUAUUGCCCAUUCGUUAAUCAUCCUGGACUUUAAAAUGUUAAGAUUAAAAAUUUCUUCUAAAUGUGUAGAUUUGAAGCUAUAUAAUUUGAUCUUGAGAAGAAAUAUGGGGCUACAUUUUUAUUAGUUGAUAUACUCUAAGCUGGUGGUUUGGGGGUUUUGACUAUUGGCGAUGAUUAUAAAACUGCACUUAAACUUAUGAAUUUAUCCCUUAAUUUCUUAAUGAAAUAAGCUGGAAGUGUUAGUAAGAGCUACUCUGAUGCUUAUGGAUAAUCAAGAACUGAUUGCAUUAGCAUUGUAGAUGUUAUUAGCAGAAUCAGAAUAAUGACAAAAAAAAUAGAAAAAGAAAAUUUAUACAAUUUAAGCACAAAAAUAAAUUAUCAAUCUCAAAAGUGA
Messenger RNA from Tetrahymena thermophila SB210, 3381 nucleotides. RefSeq names its product IQ calmodulin-binding motif protein. The transcript has 15 exons. The record is from RefSeq and is a predicted model, not a curated record. Lineage: Eukaryota; Ciliophora; Oligohymenophorea; Hymenostomatida; Tetrahymenidae. Gene Ontology annotation, molecular function: protein binding.